AUGUCUCUCACUAAGGAACGCUCUCCUAGGGUUUCUCCUCAAGAAGAGGAUCUCAUGAAUCACAGUACAAAGAAAGUCAAAACACACAACGAUGCUGAACUAGGUGAUAACGUUAACCGAAUUCAACCAGCUAUGGAUGUGGAGUUGGGUAAUGAAAACCAACAAUCAUCUUUGACAACGCGAAAAGUCUCGUAUAAGGAUUCUCUAGUGGCUCUUGGGAAUUCGUCUAUGGCUGAGGACGAUAUCGAUGAGAACGAUCCAAAUUCAGAAGACAAGUGGUAUAAAGAUAAAGAAUCGAAUGGGAGGGAAGAGAAGCCAUUUGACCUUUGUCCGGUUAUUCCCGUUUCAAAAGAAGAAUUCGAGGAAUGGUGCAAGCCAUGGCAAGCAGCGCUGAUUGUGAAGGUUCUUGGGAAAAGAGUCAAUCUUGGCUUCAUAGAACAUCGUUUAAAUAGAGAUUGGGAAAGGAAAAGUAAGAUCAAUGUUAUAGACAUGGAUCGUGAUUAUUUUCUUGUUCACUUUACAGAGGAGGAAGACUACUCGCAUGCAUUGCUUGGAGGACCGUGGAUGGUGGCAGGACACUACCUUAUUGUUCAGAGGUGGCGGCCUUUCUUUUUGGAGUCCGAAAAAGCAGUGAAAAAAGUGGCAGCUUGGGUUCGUAUACCCAAUCUACCAAUAGAGCUCUACAACCACAGGUUUCUAUGGAGAGUUGGAUAUGCUAUUGGCACAAUGCUGAAGGUCGACAGAACAACAUCAAUACAUUUUCGAGGGAAGUUUGCUAGAAUUUGUGUCGAAAUUGAUUUAACCAAAAAGCUGGUACCUAGAAUCUCGAUUCUGGGAGCAUGUUGA
Messenger RNA from Arachis ipaensis, 846 nucleotides. The record is from RefSeq and is a predicted model, not a curated record. NCBI's taxonomy places the organism in Eukaryota, Viridiplantae, Streptophyta, Magnoliopsida, Fabales, Fabaceae.